Zeugodacus cucurbitae (melon fly) is the source of this 2601-nucleotide messenger RNA. It is a transcript of the gene drm, whose product is annotated as protein drumstick. The transcript is spliced from 2 exons. Gene Ontology annotation, cellular component: nucleus. Gene Ontology annotation, biological process: embryonic pattern specification; embryo development; embryonic hindgut morphogenesis. Gene Ontology annotation, molecular function: RNA polymerase II transcription regulatory region sequence-specific DNA binding; DNA-binding transcription factor activity, RNA polymerase II-specific. The record is from RefSeq and is a predicted model, not a curated record. The coding region runs from base 10 to 255 and encodes 81 amino acids. Lineage: Eukaryota; Metazoa; Arthropoda; Insecta; Diptera; Tephritidae.
AACGACAAAAUGUUCGCUGUAAUGAGAAUCGACAACGAUGACUGCCGGUCGGAUUUCCGCCGCAAGAUGCGUCCAAAGUGUGAGUUCAUUUGCAAGUAUUGCCAGCGGCGUUUCAACAAACCCUACAAUCUGAUGAUACACGAGCGCACCCACAAAUCACCCGAAAUCACGUACUCCUGCGAGGUUUGCGGCAAAUAUUUCAAGCAACGCGACAAUCUGCGUCAACACAGAUGUAGUCAAUGUGUAUGGCGAUAAACAGCAAAACGCCAGCUCAAAUUUUACGCACUUCUUCUCUCAUGCACUUAAAUUAAAGAAAAAAACGCAAAAGCAAAACUGAAAAAAAACAUAUGAAACAAUAUAAAUAAAUGACAUAUCUACAUACAAAAAUCAAGCAAAAUCAAGAUAUUUGAAAAAAAGUAAGCACAAAUGUUGCACACACGCACGCACGCUCUUGCACUUUGCACGCAUACAAUAACAACUACAACAACAGCAAUAUUUUUGUGAAAUAUUUAAAUAUACAAUAAUAAUAAUUGAAUAAAUAAAAUAAAGAGGACUUUGCACGGCAAACGAUCUUUAUGUGAUGGCUCCUCGUCGCGGCAUUUGUUUGGUGAACGGCACACUUUGAUUGGUUGAAGUUUGAUUAAGCAUAAACUUGUGGUGAUUGGUUCUAUUGUCAGCGGCAGCAGCAAUAAGUGAAGCUUCCAUAAGCGCCAACUCAAUGAAAGUUAACUGUAAAUAUACAUAGAAUAUAUAUGAGCUGAGCGUGAGCACAAUUUCCCAAAGUUUCUCGGCAGUUUGGUGAGUGGUGCAACAACACUUUUCCCAACAAAUUUUAUUAUAAGCACAAUAUCAUAGCACUCAUUGCAUUCUUGCACUUGGAAAAAUGGAAAAAUAUUGCACACAUACACACAUAUAAAUCAUAUUAUUGGCACAUCCACAACUAUAUAGAAAUUUAUAUACAUUGCUGUGUAUAUAAUAAUAAAUAAUAGUUCAUCAGCAUUCGUUCUCCUUCAUUGUGUACACUCCGUGUGGCACACAAGACGCAAGGAUGUUCGUAUGUUGGCUUAUAGUGAUGCACAAACAUAAAUACAGCCAUGCAACAAUAUUCACUCAUUCUACCACAAAAUAAGAAGUGAUCUGCAUUAAGCUAAAAAAAUAAAUAAAUAUGUAAAUCUAUUCUUUGUUUUGCUAUAGAAGUAUGCACAUGGAUACUUGUGGACGCAUUUAAAAAACAAAAACAAUUCAUAUGCAUAUGUAUGUGUGUAACGAAAAGCACAGCCAAUGCUUGAACUAAUUACGCAACUGGAAUAACAGUAUAUAAGCAAGUACACUAACAACAUACAACAGCAGAACCAUCCAAAAGCCUCGAUCCAACGUCAAUAGACCAACAACUGCCUGCGCCACAAUUGAAUACUUCAGCUAAUAACCACAACAACAUCAUCAACAACAUCAAUAUUUUCUACAGCGUUGGCCAGAAAGCGCAAUUAAGCGAUGACUUUUUGCGCUUUUAAACCACAGAGCCACGCAACGUCGUCGAAAACCAGCGUCGAAAGCGGAGAAGAAGCAGCAGCAGCAGCGGCAGCCAAACGAAGAAAUCUUCACCAGCAAUGCAUGAGUCAUGCGCCAGCAACAACAAAUUUUACAGUCAACUCUACAACUUCACACACACACACACACACACACUCACACACCAGCAAAUAGUAUCGAGCGUGCAAUGUCAGCAAAUCAGCGUCGUCCAGUGCCGCAAACGGGAGUGCCUGCUGUGUCUGCAAGCUGCAGCGGGCGCGGUUGGGCCGAGGGGCAGCCAAUGCAAGCGCGCACACACAAACACUUCGCCACGCAACGGAUGAAACGCAUCGUUUUGCAGCAACAGCAACAACCAGCGGUGUGUGUUCCCUCAGCUAAUACUGUCUGUGUGCAGCGCUUAUGUAAUUUCGUCAAUAAUCAUAAUAAUUUAAUAAUUUUUAUUAUAUUAUAUAAUUUUUUUUUAUGACUUUAUUACUCAUCUUUUGUUUGUUAUUAAAAUUUCUAAUUUUCUUGUUAAAAAAUUUCUCUCCGCUUUUAAGCUGUCCUCUAAUUAUUUAAGCGCUUGUUUAUUAUUUUUAAAAUUUUCAAAAAAAAAAAAAUUUUGCAUUUUGAGUUAAGUUUUGAGAUAAGAAAAUGUGCACUCUUCAAGUAAUGUUUAUGCAGUAUGUAACAGUAAUGCGUUGCCUAUUAAAUAUGUAAGCAUUUUUGAAGCGUUUGCAUGCACUCGACUACUUGCCACUUGCCGUUGGCCCCCACGAUUCUCUUGAAUUGUCUCUCCACAUUUAAGACUUAUCUCGUGGAAAUUACGAGUAUUAUAGAAAUGAAAUAAUCACUUACUAAUACACACACACACCCAAACCAACACACAUACAUACAAGAAUUAAGUUAUAUGAAAAAAAGUUGAAAAUAAUAAAAGCGAAAGCGAAAGUGAAAAUGUGAGAAGCAGUGAAAAUUUUGUAAACGAAAUGUGAACGCAAAUGCUUUCGGUAUGUUGCAAUAAGAUUGUAUGUACUCCAUGUCAAUGCGUACAUUUAAUUUAAUAAAAUGUUUAUUUGAUUUUCAUUAUUUAUACUA